AUGAUCCGAGGACGUAAACUUCAGAUGAAACAAAGAUCACAGAUCAACGUGAUUUUGCCUUGCGGGGACUCGCGUCCAGGGUCAAAUGACGUCUCUUGGAGUAGAUGUGCCUUCCUCACCAUUCUGUUGGCUCUCCGUCGCUUCCUCGAGGUGUGUCUCCUCUGUCUCCAUCGGGAUGCUCUCGUCGUCCUUCUUGUCCUCAGCCUUACUGGCAGCUUGCUCUUCCUCAGGAACCAUGCUGCUCUGACUGCGUUCGGCUUGCUCCGCUGCCUCUUUCUCUCUUUCCUCCUGCCUUUUGCGAGCCUGUUCCUCUGCCUGUGCAAUUUCGGCGGCAAUUUUUUCCACAUCCUAAAGUUGUGGGAGAUUGGCAAGAUUAUUGGUGGCAUGUGGCGAGAUCUCACUGAUGAAGAAAAACAAGAAUAUUUAAACGAAUACGAAGCAGAAAAGAUAGAGUACAAUGAAUCUAUGAAGGCCUAUCAUAAUUCUCCUGCAUACCUUGCUUACAUAAAUGCAAAAAGUCGUGCAGAAGCUGCUUUAGAGGAAGAAAGUCUACAGAGACAGUCUCGCAUGGAGAAAGGAGAACCUUACAUGAGCAUUCAGCCUGCUGAAGAUCCAGAUGAUUAUGAUGAUGGCUUUUCAAUGAAGCAUACAGCUACCGCCCGUUUCCAGAGAAACCACCGCCUCAUCAGUGAAAUCCUUAGUGAGAGUGUGGUGCCAGACGUUCGGUCAGUUGUCACAACAGCUAGAAUGCAGGUCCUCAAACGACAGGUCCAGUCCUUAAUGGUUCACCAGCGAAAAAUACCUUUUUAA
This is a messenger RNA of Hyaena hyaena (striped hyena), 810 nucleotides long. Its product is annotated as SWI/SNF-related matrix-associated actin-dependent regulator of chromatin subfamily E member 1-like. The coding region runs from base 1 to 810 and encodes 269 amino acids. Gene Ontology annotation, biological process: negative regulation of DNA-templated transcription. Gene Ontology annotation, molecular function: nuclear receptor binding; nucleosomal DNA binding. Gene Ontology annotation, cellular component: SWI/SNF complex. The transcript is spliced from 2 exons. The record is from RefSeq and is a predicted model, not a curated record. NCBI's taxonomy places the organism in Eukaryota, Metazoa, Chordata, Mammalia, Carnivora, Hyaenidae.